AUGAGCGUCGGGGGCUCGGCACAUCCUCCCUCUGACUUGGAGUGCGCCUCCCCUCCAGUCCAGAAGAACGGCCUCGGGCUCCCCAUGCCCGCCCGCAGUUCCCCCUCCUGGCCCCCGUCUCCGGAUGAGGACCCUGCUUUGCCUCGCUUCCCUCUGGAGGAGCCGGGCCACCGGCCCCUGGGGCCAGGAGAUCUCCCCUCUCCAGCCCUGUCCCUGGAGGAAGAAGAGCAGGAGGAAAUGGAUGAGGACGAUGAAUGCGCGGCGGAGCCCGAGGGCCUUCGCAGCGAGGAGCAUCCGAGCCAGUUUUUCGCCGAGGCGCGGAGGCUGCGGGAGCAGAGGCUGUUGCUAGAUGAGGAGGUGUCGGUGGGCGGGCGAGUGUACGGGGCGCACCGGGUGAUCCUGGCCGCGGUGAGCAGCUUCUUCCGAGAGAGGCUGCGGGCGGGCAGUGGAGAGCCUCGGCCCCCCUGCAGCCUCGCGGUGGCCCCCGGGGGCUGGGAGGCCUUGCUGACCUUUGCCUACGAGGGGGUGCUGGGCCCCGCCCCGCGCGGCGAGGUCGUGGCGGUGGCCGAGGCCCUGGGAGCGCCCCGGGUGAAGGCCGCGGCGCAGCCGAGACGCCAGGGACCUGGAGACGCCGGGGAGGACGACGAGAAACCCAGUCAGGCAGAGGAGCUGCGGGAGAACCUGCGCAGCAUCGAGCUCCUCUACCGAGAGGGCAUCGGCUGUGACCUGGAGCUGGAGGCCGGCGGCUGCCGGCUGCAGGUGCACCGAGCAGCCCUGGCCUGUGGCAGUGAGUUCUUCGGGGCCAUGCUCCUGAGUGGGAUGAGAGAAUCCCAGGGCACGGAGGUCUCUCUGCGCACCAUGUCCUCUCAGGACCUGCGACUCCUCGUCUCCUUUGCCUAUUCUGGGGCUGUGCGGGCAAGGUGGCCAGGACUGCUGAGAGCGGCACAGGCUGCCCUGCAGUACCAGAGCUCUUCCUGCCUGGACGUCUGUCAGAAAGCCUUGGCUCGAGGCCUCAGCCCUGCGCGUUGCCUGGCCCUGUACCCCAUGGCUGAAGCCCCUGGACUGGAGCAGCUCUGGAGAAAAGCUCAUCAAUACCUCCUCACCCACCUGCCUGCCGUGGCAUUGUGCCCCACUUUCCCUUCUUUGCCAGCUGCCUGCCUGGCUGAGCUCCUGGAUAGCGAUGAGCUCCACGUGCAGGAAGAGUUUGAGGCCUUUGUGGCUGCACGGUGUUGGCUAGCUGCCAACCCUGAGACCGAAGAAUCCGACGCCAAGACCCUGCUGCAAUGUGUCCGUUUUGGCCGCAUGUCGACUAGGGAGCUUCGGAAGGUGCGGGCAGCGGGGCUACCCUCACCUCUGCCCCCAGACCUGCUGCACCAGGUCAUGGUGGAGGCUGAGGUUCCAGGUCAACAGAGGUGGAGGCAACCUGAUCGGGCACUGGUGGUGAUUGGCGGGGACGGGCUCAGACCAGACAUGGCCCGAAGACAGCCAUCGCAAAAAGUGUGGUGGGCCCGGGCCUUCCGCUGUGGCAUGGGACUGGUACGAACUGUGGAGUGGGGGCAGCUGCCUGCCCUGCCUGCCCCAGGGCGCUUCAGGCACGGAGCUGCAAGCCUAGAAGGAAGUGAACUCUAUGUGUGUGGAGGACAGGAUUUCUACAGCCACUCCAACACUCUGACUUCAACUCUCAGGUGGGACCCCAGUCUAGAGGACUGGGAGGAGAUGGCACCUUUGUGCCAGGCCCGAUGCUUUUUCCCCCUGGUGGCUCUGGAUGGACAACUUUAUGCCCUGGGAGGACGAUGCAAUGGUGCUGCCCUCAAUUCCGUGGAGACCUAUAACCCUGAGCUCAAUGUCUGGAGGCCAGCACCUGCGCUUCCAGCACCAUGCUUUGCCCAUGCAGCUGCCAUUUUGGAGGGCCGCUUGUAUCUGAGUGGUGGCUCUAGUGGCAAUGGCCAGUUCCUCGCCUCAUUGCUGCACUAUGACCCCAAACUUGAGAAUCCAGGAACAUUUCUGAGCCCUAUGGGGGUGCCCCGAGCUGCCCAUGUCAUGGCUGCGCUGGGUGGGCGUUUGUAUGUAGCAGGAGGACUAGGAGAGGCUGGGGACCUGCUGAGCUUUGAGGUCUAUGAGCCAAGGACUGAUAGCUGGAGUCACCUGACACCUCUGCCCUCUCCCCACGUCGGGGCUGCAGGUGCUGUGCUGCAAGGGGAGCUACUGGUGCUGGGGGGCUACAGCCACCGUACUUAUGCCCUCUCUCACCUUAUCCAUGCCUAUUGCCCUGGUCUGGGCCGGUGGCUCUGCCUGGGAACUCUGCCGAGGCCUCGGGCCGAGAUGCCUGCCUGCAUCCUGACUCUGCCCACAGUGCAGCACCUGACUUUGACUCCCACCCUGCACCAAACCAAACCUGCUGGGUGA
This is a messenger RNA of Lepus europaeus (European hare), 2406 nucleotides long. It is a transcript of the gene KLHL33, whose product is annotated as kelch like family member 33. Gene Ontology annotation, molecular function: protein binding. The coding region runs from base 1 to 2406 and encodes 801 amino acids. The transcript is spliced from 4 exons. The record is from RefSeq and is a predicted model, not a curated record. Lineage: Eukaryota; Metazoa; Chordata; Mammalia; Lagomorpha; Leporidae.